Messenger RNA from Plasmodium knowlesi strain H, 774 nucleotides. Its product is annotated as conserved Plasmodium protein, unknown function. Lineage: Eukaryota; Apicomplexa; Aconoidasida; Haemosporida; Plasmodiidae. The record is from RefSeq and is a predicted model, not a curated record. The transcript has 2 exons. Bases 1 to 774 code for a protein of 257 amino acids.
AUGGUGCGCUAUUCGUGUGGUUUUCUUCUUUCCCUUUUGGGGGCGCUUACAUCUUUAGUUAGACAUGAUCACGAAAUGUUCUUCCCAGUUGUGAAUUGCAACACCCAUGUGCUGAACCAUGGAAAAGGGGGGAAGACGAGUGGUCAGCCCAUACAACCCCACCUAGGGGUGAGCAACCCGACGGAGAUUGGAAAAUUCAGCGCAGUUGAGAAGGGGGACGCGCAGAGCGGGAGCAACGUGGAGAACGAACUGGAAGACAAGCUGAAGAGACGACAAGAAGGAGAAGUGUCAAGAAGCAGCUCCCGAGGGGUAGGACUCCUCAGUGAUGUUUCACCACACAACGCGGGCAAACCAUUUGAGGAUUACAUGGGCGAAGAGAACAACCCAGAUGAACCCCCCUCAAAUAAUUAUAUCUUCUUCGAAACGACGAAUGAUAGAGCGAUAAAGAAGGUGGACUCCUUGUCCCAGCCAGACCAACAGAAGCUACUACAGAAUGAUUCCAACUGGGCUCAGAUGCCUAACAUAGGCAUUUCCUGCAGGGAAAUGGGAUGUCCAAAAACGUAUCAGAUGUGCGUACCUUUCUUUUAUGAUAGUGCAAACUUUGAAGGAAAAAGGCUCAUAGAAUUUAUUACUUCUACUAGCACUUUAAAAAUGAACGGGUUAAAAUUCGAUAACGAAAAUAUUAUUGAAGAUAAGAGAAAAUACAUCCUCAUUUAUUCCUGCGUUUGCAAAAAGUACACUUCGAAUGGCUCCUGUGAUGAGUCCGUGGAGUAA